Messenger RNA from Xenopus laevis (African clawed frog), 550 nucleotides. Its product is annotated as serine/threonine-protein kinase N2-like. NCBI's taxonomy places the organism in Eukaryota, Metazoa, Chordata, Amphibia, Anura, Pipidae. The coding region runs from base 32 to 550 and encodes 172 amino acids. The record is from RefSeq and is a predicted model, not a curated record. The transcript is spliced from 4 exons.
UUUAACUUACUGCUUUCUUUCUGCUUCAGGAAUGAACUUUGACACCAUAACCAAUGGCGAAUGUGGAACCAUCUUCUAUAAGGCCCCAGAAUUAUUCCGUGGUCAAUACACAAGAUCAGUAGACUGGUGGGCACUGGGAGUGACCAUUUAUGAACUGCUCACUGGAAUCGUACCAUUUAAUGGAACAACUACACUUGAAAUUUAUGUAAUCAUCAAAAGUGAGGAGCCAAAAUAUCCAGAAGAUAUAACUGAGGAUACGCUCAGUAUAUUAGUAAAUCUCUUAAAGAAAGAUGCACAGCUUCGCCUUGGGACAGGUGAACAUGGUACAGAGGACGUGAAGAAGAGUCCAUUCUUUGAGGGAUUAGACUGGGUGGCUCUUGAAAAUAAAGAAAUCCAGCCCCCAUUUAUCCCUGAAAGAAGACCACACGAACAACCAGAAACAGAACUGGAAUUAAAAACGGAGGUUAAAGCAAAACUGUGGGAAGACACCCAAUGGGGAUUAGAUGACCUGAAAUACCCCAUGGGUUCAUCUUUUGAUAGCGAAACAUAA